Messenger RNA from Cornus florida, 1467 nucleotides. RefSeq names its product probable UDP-arabinopyranose mutase 2. NCBI's taxonomy places the organism in Eukaryota, Viridiplantae, Streptophyta, Magnoliopsida, Cornales, Cornaceae. The transcript has 4 exons. Gene Ontology annotation, cellular component: cytosol; Golgi apparatus. Gene Ontology annotation, molecular function: UDP-arabinopyranose mutase activity. The coding region runs from base 211 to 1281 and encodes 356 amino acids. The record is from RefSeq and is a predicted model, not a curated record. Gene Ontology annotation, biological process: plant-type cell wall biogenesis; UDP-L-arabinose metabolic process.
GGAAUAGAGAUUGAAUCAGUCUGUCUGGACACUUCUUCUGUUCUCCGUUUAUUAGUAGUGGAUGCACAUAUUUCCCGAUCUCGUCGACCUCCUUCGUCCCACCACGUCUACGCUAUUCAUACGUACAUAAUAAACACACCCCCCUCACAUUCUACUUACUACUACUUCCCUCUCCUCCUUUUCCCAACUCUCUCUCUCUCUAUCUCUAACAUGGCUGCUCCAACGCCCCUUCUGAAAGACGAGCUCGACAUUGUCAUACCCACCAUUCGAAACCUUGAUUUCCUCGAGAUGUGGAGGCCAUUCUUCGAACCCUACCAUCUGAUCAUCGUCCAGGACGGUGACCCUUCCAAGACCAUCGACGUCCCUCCUGGAUUCGACUACGAGCUCUACAAUCGCAACGACAUUAACAAGAUUUUGGGUCCCAAAGCUUCCUGCAUUUCCUUCAAGGACUCCGCUUGUCGAUGCUUCGGUUACAUGGUCUCCAAGAAGAAGUAUAUAUUCACAAUUGACGACGAUUGUUUUGUUGCUAAAGACCCAUCUGGCAAAGAUAUCAAUGCACUAGAACAACACAUCAAGAACCUUCUCUGUCCAUCAACUCCCUUUUUCUUCAACACCCUGUAUGAACCUUUCUGGAAGGGUGCAGACUUUGUCCGUGGAUACCCUUUCAGCUACCGUGAGGGUGUUCCAACUGCUGUUUCACAUGGCCUCUGGCUCAAUAUCCCAGAUUAUGAUGCUCCAACACAGCUUGUGAAGCCUCGUGAGAGGAACACUAGGUAUGUGGAUGUGGUUAUGACAAUUCCGAAGGGUACUCUUUUCCCCAUGUGUGGUAUGAAUCUAGCCUUCGACCGUGAGCUUAUUGGCCCUGCAAUGUACUUUGGACUCAUGGGUGAUGGUCAGCCAAUUGGGCGAUAUGAUGAUAUGUGGGCUGGAUGGUGCACCAAGGUGAUAUGUGACCAUUUGGGAUUAGGAAUCAAGACAGGGCUGCCCUACAUUUGGCACAGCAAAGCUAGCAACCCAUUUGUGAACCUAAAAAAGGAGUACAAGGGCAUAUUCUGGCAAGAAGAUAUCAUUCCAUUUUUCCAGUCCGCCAUUCUUCCAAAGGACUGCACAACUGUUAAAAAAUGCUACAUUGAACUGUCCAAGCAGGUGAAGGAAAAGCUUGGGAAAGUAGACCCCUACUUUGUAAAGCUAGGUGAUGCCAUGGUCACAUGGAUCGAAGCUUGGGAUGAGCUCAACCCAGAAAAGGAUUCUGCCAAUCUGCCCAAUGGUUCUGCCAAAUGAAGAUUUUGAUUAUCAGUAACUUCAUUUAGUUUGCAAUAGUUAUGAAUUUAAUUCUUUUCAGCCAAUGUAUUUUUUCUCUCUUUCUUAUUUAUCAGAUUGUUUGGCUUGGAGAUUGAUGGUUAUAAUAGCUUAUUAUUUUUCAUUCCAUGAGAUUAGAACAAUAAACGGUAGUCCAUUUAGCUUUGA